This is a messenger RNA of Hemiscyllium ocellatum (epaulette shark), 683 nucleotides long. RefSeq names its product granulocyte colony-stimulating factor receptor-like. The transcript has 6 exons. The record is from RefSeq and is a predicted model, not a curated record. The coding region runs from base 90 to 683 and encodes 197 amino acids. NCBI's taxonomy places the organism in Eukaryota, Metazoa, Chordata, Chondrichthyes, Orectolobiformes, Hemiscylliidae.
GUGUUUAAGAUAAUUGGAUUCGAAUGAAGAAAGCAUAAUAGACACCAGCUGAACACCCUGCUGUUCUGAUAAAACACAAAGAAAAUCCAAUGACUCCCAUGUAUUUGCCGACAGAGCAUGGAACCACAUACAUGUUUAUGAGAAUAAUAAACAUGGCUGUCAGUGUAUGCUUCACAAAACUGGAGAUCUGGUUCCUGCUUGUCCCCUUCAUUUGUGCAGGUACCGUCAGCGUGUCCUGGGAAAACUGCAGUUACAUGACGUUGAAUUCAGCAGUUCUUCACCUGGGUGAUCCUUUGUCAGCCACUUGCCAAUUGAAAAGUGAAGGCUGCACUUUUGAUUACAGAAUUAAUGCAACCAGCAUCGUCUGGCGAAUGAAUGGGGAAGAGGUUCCCAGAAAUCAGUACCGUGCGUUGAAUGACAGAAUGUCGACAGUAUUCAUACCUUGGUUCAAUCGAUCGAAAGGGAACCUGACUUGUCACCUCUGGUACAACAACUCAUGGCAGCUACUUCGAUGGGCUGAGGUCAGAGCUGGAUUUCCUCCGGUGAGGCCACGCCUUUUAUCCUGCAUCUCUCACUGGACUUCAUUUUUGACACAAAGCAUGAUUUUGCAGCAGAUUUCAGUGACACUGAAGGUCACGUCCAAGUCACAAUUUAACAGCCUUGGAAUAGAACUUGGAGAAUGA